AUGGCUACGACGAGAGUCUCUUGGUUAUUACGCUGCACUCACACUUGGUCGAUUCAACCUCAAACCCUCUGCAACAGAAACGUUACGACGCUAACUACUACUGGUACAAUAUUUAGUAGAAGAAGAACAAGUUACGUUGGUGUAUCAAUGGCGGUGAAAACUAAAGAGGAAGAGAUUGUGUUGGAGGAAGAGAAGAAGAAGCUUCAGUUAGGGAUUGCUGAGUUUUACGAUGAGUCUUCUGGUAUAUGGGAGGAUAUUUGGGGGGAGCAUAUGCAUCAUGGAUUUUAUCAUCCGGAUUCUACUGUUUCGGUUUCGGACCAUCGGGACGCUCAGAUCCGAAUGAUUCAGCAGUCUUUGAGUUUUGCUUCUCUUUCUGAGGACUCAACAAAAUGGCCAAAGAGUGUAGUUGAUGUUGGGUGUGGCAUAGGGGGGAGUUCAAGGUACCUAGCCAAGAAAUUUGGGGCAAGUUGUGUAGGCAUCACUCUCAGUCCUGUUCAAGCUGAAAGAGCAAAUGCUCUAGCCGCUGCUCAAGGAUUAGCUGACAAGGUUUCCUUUCAAGUUGCUGAUGCUCUAGAGCAACCAUUCCCUGACGGCCAGUUUGAUCUGGUGUGGUCGAUGGAAAGUGGAGAGCAUAUGCCUAACAAACCAAAGUUUGUUGGAGAGUUAGUUCGGGUAGCAGCACCAGGUGGCACCAUAAUUAUAGUAACAUGGUGCCAUAGGGAUCUUCGUCCAGAUGAAGAAUCUCUUCAACCAUGGGAGGAGAAUCUCUUGAAGAAGAUAUGUGACUCAUUUUAUCUUCCAGCAUGGUGCUCAACUGCUGAAUAUGUCAAAUUGCUUGAGACCAUGUCCCUUCAGGACAUCAAAUCAGCAGAUUGGUCUCCCUUUGUUGCGCCAUUUUGGCCAGCAGUGAUACGUUCAGCAUUAACAUGGAAGGGUUUCACUUCAAUCUUAAGGAGUGGGCUAAAAACUAUAAAAGGAGCUUUGGCUAUGCCAUUGAUGAUAGAAGGAUUCAGGAAGGGUGUAAUUAAGUUUGCCAUUAUCACAUGUCGAAAGCCUGAAAACUAG
Messenger RNA from Vicia faba (fava bean), 1065 nucleotides. The record is from the annotation of a GenBank genome assembly. Lineage: Eukaryota; Viridiplantae; Streptophyta; Magnoliopsida; Fabales; Fabaceae.